Plasmopara halstedii is the source of this 2325-nucleotide messenger RNA. RefSeq lists its product as hypothetical. The transcript is spliced from 3 exons. Gene Ontology annotation, molecular function: DNA-binding transcription factor activity. Gene Ontology annotation, biological process: regulation of DNA-templated transcription. Bases 1 to 2325 code for a protein of 774 amino acids. The record is from RefSeq and is a predicted model, not a curated record. NCBI's taxonomy places the organism in Eukaryota, Oomycota, Peronosporomycetes, Peronosporales, Peronosporaceae.
AUGUCUAAAGCUCCAAAGACAAAGAAGUCUGCGCUUCAUUAUCAGCCUUAUCAGGCCGUCGGCACUGGCGAAGGCAAUGAGCCGUCCAUGGAUCUCGGUAUUGCAGACAUUCCCUUACAGCUAGAUCCAGUGCUCACGGGUCUAUCGUCCAAUAUGAGCCGCAAUUUGUGGGAAGACUGGAAUGAAAAUGAUUCUCACUUUGGCAUGAAGUUUGACGUUCUAACAGAUGAAGUUAGUGCAGCCAGUACCACUAGCUCUAUGGACUCGCCACAUCAACAUGUGAAUGGGUCUAAUCUCACCUCUGGUCAUGAACAGCAGCAUACAUCGCCCAAUAUGACGAACAUGCAUCACUCACACACACAUGGAUGCCCAGAUUUAGCCACCACGGCAGAAUUACAGAAGCCUCGUCGGAAUAUUCAGCGAACUUUAAGCGAGGAGAUUGUCCAUCUGUUGGAUGAUUCUAAUGAUGCGACGUUUUCCAAGCAUUUGGAUGAAGAUCAGCGUGCGCAUAUCGCCAUGCAAAAUCUAAUGUUUGCUUCUGAACAAAAUGUCAUGAACUUCCAGCAUCAUCCGCCUAAUUUGCACCAGCAGCCCUUAAAUCAUAUGCAUCAAACUCAGCAGCAGCUAUUGCAAAUGCAGCAGCAAUUUCAGCAACAAUUGCAGCAACAGCAACAACAACAACAACAGCAACAACAAAUUCAGCAAGUAAUUUCAGGACAGUACGGCUCUAAUUUUAUGGACAACUUUGGUGGUGGUAACCAGAUUUCUGCAACCACUAGUGCCGCGGCUUCUGGCAAAUCCAGCAACCCGCCCGCCCAUCAACGUCAAUUUGUCUCCUCUGACUCUGUCCCUUCUUCGCACGAUUCCAGAACAUCCUCCGUUUUACAUCAAGUGCCGAAUUCAAGUGUGAACAGAGAAGCAACCGCGUCAGUGUCACAAGGUAGCGCUACUAGUACAACGAAUGGAGAGAACAUCUCCAACACUGAUGCCAAAACCGCAUCAAGAAGCACUUUUGAACCAGAAAGAAAUAAUUUGUCGCAACAAGCCAACACAUUCGGGUCUCAAGGAAUGGUAAUAAAUCCAUUUUUGAUGUAUUCAAUGAUGGGGGCCCAAGGAAUGAACAUGAUGGGUAUACCCAUACAAAUGCCCAUGGGAAUGAAUGUUAAUGCGAUGAAUGCAAUGAAUAGUGUAGCUGCAAUGAAUAAUCCAACCGGAAUGAGUGGAAUGCAAUUCGCGAUGCAGAUGCAAAUGCAGCUGCAGUUUCAAAUGCAAAUGGCGCAGAUGGCCCAAAUGAAUGGUCUCAAUGGGUUGAACAUGCCCAUGGGUUUCGCAGGAUUUCCCAUGGGCUUAAACAUGCAAGUGCCUCAAAAAGUGGAGAUACCACAGCAAGUUAAUCCUCAAAGUGGGCAGGCAAAUGACGUUGAGAUGACCACAAUAUUUCCAAUGGGAAUGCCCUCCGACGUUGGUACGGUGUUCAGACAAACUGGAUCGUUGCAGCCGCAAGGAGUGGGUGGAGGAGGGCCUAAUUUUGUAAGCAUAGCAAGGAAACCAGAAAAUCCUGAAGUAAGCAGUAUCUUAAAAUCGCUGAUGAAGGAGGAAGCUGAGAAAAAAGAAAAGAAACUGGAGCGCAAUCGAGACUCUGCGCGUGAAAGCCGCAAAAAACAGCAAACGUAUGUCGAAACACUCGAGAACGGCAUUAAGCGCUUGCAACUUAAUCGUGAUUAUGUUCGAACGUACCAGUGGGGUGUCAGUGGUCCAGCUUUUGGUACCCUUCCAAGCCCGGACUCGCCACAAAUGUUUGAUUGGAAAAAUCGCAUUGAAAUCGUGACUGGUCAAACAGAGGCCUUCGAAGCGAUUGAAAAUCCCGCAACUUUUCAGUCACUUAUGCGACUUAAUCGACAGCGCCGUACUCUUGCGAUGCAGUACGAUGCAAGGCAGCGAGCUGUGUGGAAAAGCUUUGUGUUUCUUGGGCGCCAACUGGUUGCAAUGCGCACUCGAGUGCUGCAACUGCAAACGCUGCGUAAUUUUCCAAAGAACCCUUUAGCAAAAGAGUUAGAUGCGUUGCUACAAUUAACAGCCGACCAGAAGCUCCAGCUUCAGUGCCAUGCUGAGCAGAUAUUCAAUCAAGAGGUUUUAGAGCUGUCAAAGCUUUUUAAGAUAUUCUUUGCGCUGCGAAAUGAAGCCCUUCGACUGAACAUGAUACUACCGUUGCUGGAGCUUAAUUUUCGUGAAACUUGCUCGUUUGACCAGCUGCAGACUCUUUCUCAAUGGACAGAAACGCAUCAUACUGUCAUUCAAACGGGACUUACCUUAGAUACUGUUUAG